Helianthus annuus (common sunflower) is the source of this 4070-nucleotide messenger RNA. RefSeq lists its product as uncharacterized. Gene Ontology annotation, molecular function: transcription corepressor activity; acyltransferase activity, transferring groups other than amino-acyl groups; DNA binding. Gene Ontology annotation, biological process: negative regulation of DNA-templated transcription. The transcript is spliced from 12 exons. NCBI's taxonomy places the organism in Eukaryota, Viridiplantae, Streptophyta, Magnoliopsida, Asterales, Asteraceae. The record is from RefSeq and is a predicted model, not a curated record. Bases 72 to 3785 code for a protein of 1237 amino acids.
GUGUAACCCCCACACAACACCCCUCGUUACCACCGUCACGGGUACCGCAAACUUUGACCCAUCAACAACAGAUGGCGAGGAACCGCGAGUUGGGUAACCAAAGACCGUUCGCUCCUGGUACCGGUCAGUCUAGCCCGGUCAUGCCAACACCUGCUUUUAACAAGCCGCCACCUGCUGUGGAGCCCCCCGAGCCUUGUAACAGGAUUAUAAGCAAACGAAGCAUCCAAGAGAUAGUUGCUCAGAUUGAUCCAGCUGAACGGUUAGAUCCUGAGGUGGAGCUUAUAUACAUGGUAAUAGGAGAAGGAGUGGAGAUGCAGAAGGGGUGGCGGUGGAUGUUAGCAGGUGAGGAAGCGGUGGCGGUGAUGGUGGCAGUUGUUGGUGGAGAGAGGGAGAGGGAGAGUUAUUAUAAGAAUGGUAUUUUGGAGGGAAGAAAGCAAAAACCCUCAAAAGUUGCAAAUCCCGCCCAAUUUCCUCACACCUCUCUCUCUCUCUCUCUCUCAAUCUUCCAAAAGAUUCCCCAAAUCAAAACCCCCAAAAUCUUCCAUCUUCCCACCAUUACUUCAUUCGCAUUUUCAUCUCCCUCCCCAAUUGUUUCUCGAUCCGGUUAUCAGCUUGAGGAUUUGUUUACUAAUUCAACACAUAAAGUAGCAAUGGAGUGUGAAAGUCAAUCUGAAGUUGUAGAACGCGAGAGUGUAGUUGAUUGUGGUGAUAAAAUGAAGACUGUUAAUGGAUUUGAGAACAUUAUACCAUCGUAUAUGGUUCUUCAUGACUCGUUGGAUGGUAGCGAGACUGGUGGUGAUGAUACCGCGGAAGAGAAAGUGAAGGCUGAAAACACGACUGUGUUUUUGCAAGAAGAAUGUAAGAAAGAGGUGACUGAUGGUUCAAAUGUCACUAAUGAGAAUGGUGAAGGUUCUUUGGGGAUUAAGAAGUGUAAAAGGGGAAGGAAGAAGAAAGUUAAGGAAAGUUCUGAUUGUGUUAGAGAUAAUAGUCCUAAAAUGGUUAAAGAUGAUAAAGAUGGAGUUGAAGUCACGGGUCGGUUGUUGCGGUCAAGGACUAAGACAAUAAGUGGCAGAACCACGGUGGAUGAGAGCCGGCUUAACGAGAGCGUUGUUGGUUUCAAAAGAAAAAUGGAAACUGAAUGUUUCGACCACUCUGAAUUCCAGAAAGAAGUAAAAAAAAGCAGUCAACUUGCGGGUAGACCACAGAAGAAACAAAAACGUCGUGGGAGACCUCCUAAGACUGACGGUGAAGCUGGUUCUAGAAGAAAGAUGAAAGAUGAAUGUUUUGACCAAAAUGAGAUCCAAAAAGAAGUCAAUGAAAAAAGUCAACUGUUGGGUAGACCACAGAAGAAACAUAAACGUCGUGGGCGACCUUCUAAGAUGGACAAAGAAUGUUUGGACCAAAUUGACCUCCAGAAAGAAACCAACGAAAGCAAUCAAGUAACUGGUAAACAACAGAAGAAAACUCAAGUGGAAAAACACAAAGAUACAAGCGUUGAAGAGACUGUUGAAGGCGAGAGUACAACACAGUUGAACAAUAUAAUGUCAUCUGAAGAAAGGCAACAGAAACGGAACUUUCUUAGAGAACAAAUAGCUAGUAUGCUUAUGAAAGCGAAAUGGACAAUUGAGUAUAGGCCAAGGCAAGGAAGAGAAUACCUGGAUGCAGUAUACGUCGAUAAAAAAGGGGGAACACACUGGUCUAUCACCAAAGCUUAUUACUCUUUAAAAAAGAGAGUAGAAAAAGGUGACGCUGAUGAUAAAGAAAUUUCUGCGUUUACUCCAAUACCCGAUGAAGAAAUGAACGUUUUAUUCAGGUCUGUUUCGAAGAUUAGAAGUGAUAAGAACAAGAAGAAAGGCAAAAAAAGCAAGAAUCCAUGUAAGGCCGCAAUAGUUAUCGGUGAAGAUGCGUCAUAUAAAACACUCAACAAGAAGGGCAAAGGCGGUAAAAAGAAGAAAGGUGUUCUUAAAUCUGCUGUAACUUUGGCUAACAAAUCAUCAAAUGUCAAAGUGAAAAAAGAUAAAGUUAGACAUGAACAAGGUGUUAUUGCUGAGUCAGCAGUUAAAAGACGGUCAAAAGUAAGUCAAAAAGGUAGGCAGAGUAGAAAACCAUGCUUGGUAGCUCGUAGCUCUAAAAAGGGUGCGGAUCAAGAUAAUGAUGACUGUAACGGGAAAAGAAAUAUUUUAUCUUGGAUGAUAGAUUCAGGUGUUAUUACGCUAGGUGGUAAAUUGACGUGCAAGGAAGGUAGAAGGAGAAACAAGUUGCUUGAGGGCCAAGUUACAAGUGAUGGGAUUCAUUGUAGUUGUUGUAACAAAACUAUGGAUGUAUUAGAUUUUGUGUCUCAUGGUGGCGGCAAACUCGAUCAGGCACUUAAAAACAUACAUUAUCAGUCUGGACCGUCUCUUUAUAAGUGUUUGAUGGAAUCUUGGAAUAAAGAAGUCGGGUUAACGAAUAUAAGAUUUAAUCAUGUUGAUGUUAAGGGUGAUGAUCCUAAUGAUGACACAUGCAAUGUUUGCGGAGAUGGUGGUGAUUUGAUAUGUUGUGAUGGCUGCCCUUCAACAUUUCAUCAGAGCUGCCUUGAUUCCCAGAACUUUCCUUCUGGUGACUGGCAUUGUAUAUACUGCUGUUGCAAGUUUUGUGGGCUAGUUGCGUGUGGUACUACAUCUGAAAUGAUCAAAUGCUGUUUGUGUGAGGAAAAAUUUCACCACUCGUGCUUACAAGAAGAAAAUGUGAUAGAUGUUGGUUCCAGUAGCUUAUCUUUUUGUGGCGGGAAAUGCCAUGAGCUCUAUGAGCAACUGCAGGGGUAUAUUGGGGUCAAAUUUGAACUUAAAGAAGGUUAUUCAUGGACUCUACUUAAGCGUUGUGAUCUUAGCCAAGACGUUGAUGAUCCAAUGAAGGUUCAAUGCAAUUCCAAAUUAGCUGUCGCAUUCUCUGUUAUGGAUGAAUGUUUUGUGCCAGUUAUGGAUGAAAGAAGUGGAGUCAAUAGGAUUCACAAUGUUGUUUACAACUGUGGGUCAAACUUCAGGAGGCUGGAUUAUUCUGGAUUUCUUACAGCAAUUUUGGAAAAGGGCGGUGAAUUAAUCUCAGCAGCAUCCAUAAGAAUCCAUGGAAACCGGUUAGCAGAAAUGCCUUUUAUUGGUACCCGUCACAUGUAUAGGCGUCAAGGGAUGUGUCGUCGGCUUUUGGAUGCAAUUGAAGCCGCUCUUUGUUCUCUCGGUGUUGAUGAGCUGGUGAUUCCUGCGAUCCCUGAUCUUUAUGAAACAUGGACCAAGGUGUUCGGCUUCAAGCCGCUUACGGAAUCGUUGAGGCAGGCAAUGAAGGGUAUGAAUUUGAUCGUGUUUCCUGGUACCGAUAUGCUUCACAAACCUCUUCUCGAGAAUCAGUUCGCCGAUAAGAAUCUUAAUUCAGUCGCAGUAUCAGGUGACAAAGCUGUGGAAUGUAUCACAACGGAGAAUGACGACAAUACCCUUUCUAAUGAGCAAACUCUUGCUACACAUCUUGAAUCUGAAACACCCACAACCUCUUUUCAAACGUCUGACGAUGAACAUAAAUCGGUUGGUUUGGUCAACAAUGAUGACACUGGGGUGGUCAAAACGUGUCAUGUGACUUCCACAUCUAUUCCAAAGAAUAGUUUCGAUUUGAAUCUUCAACCUGCUGGAACUGAUACUGAUAUCCAACCAAUUGAUGACAAGUCUAUUUCAAGUGACUCACAAGUGUGCAAAAACCCGUUCGAGCUAUCAGACUCAAUGGUUCAAGUUGACAAAACCACACCUCUUGUUUUGGUUUGACUGGUGGAUUGCUGUAAAGAAGAACAAAGCAAGUUAGCAGUUUUGGGUGCUUGUUUAUGAGAGCUGAUUGGCUUAAUGUGAGGGUUUGUAAGUUGUUAAACAUGCUGUCUGUAAGUAAAUCUUUGUAGUGAACUUUUGGCUCCUAUGUCACAUGCGAUUACCAGAAUUCAAAUUGGAGUUUAGAGUUUAUGUCAAUGGUACUAUAGCCAACUUCUGGGGCUGAAAAGUUGUUGUAUGCAUCAUCGAGAUCUAUGUUUAUCAAAUUGGUUUUUUGGGUUAUUUGUA